UACGCGCACGUUUGUUGUCUAUAUAUACGAUUAAAUUAAAUCCAAUGUGUCAAAAUAGUUACGCUUGUAUUUUGAAUAACCGACUAAAAAACGGUUUCGCAAGGAUCGUCAUUAAUUAUUUAUGCAAUUUUUUUAAACUAAGCCAUGCCAGUUUCGAGAAAAUGCGACUGUUUCGGGUGCAUUCUGUAUCCGAUUCAGUUUAUGGCCACAAUUUUCGGAGCUGGAAUGAGAAUCGUUUGUCCUUAUCAGAAAAAUUCAUUUCGAAGAUCGGCACGUAAAGGUUAUCAAAUCGGAAUAUUGAUAUUGCUUUGGUUAAACGCAAUUUAUUAUUUCGGUCUGAUUCUGUUUCCCGGAUACUUGCCCUGCAGAAAAUUAAUACAUUUAUUCGGGAACGACGCGAUGAUCACAAAUGUUUUUUUCUUGGAUCUAUACGUAAACGCGGCAAUUAACUGCGCGAUUAGCAUAUUCUACAAAGGGGGUCGGUUCUGUCCUUCCCUUCGGAAAGAAAACGACGAAGAAGUCUUCUUCGUCGUCCGGAUGCAAAGGUUUUUGCUAUUUUUGGGCACGUGCUGCUUCGUACCUUUGGCAAUUGGCUUUACUCUGCUGGUCAGUAUUUUCGGCUAUUCCGCUUUGAAAGAAUCCGGAGAAUGGCCAGCCGCAUUCUGCACGAUAUUAUUUUCCGUUUCCUGUAUUUAUCUUCUGGGUUUUAUUAUUUUCGGCAUUCCAAUUGGAUUAAUUGCGUUUCUGUUGAUUAAAAACAAAUUCGAUUUGCUGACGGAAGAAAUUCACAUUUCUAACAUCGGCAAGGAGAGUCUACGACCAUUUCUGUAUUCCGUCUAUCGAAGAUACACCGGAUAUACAGAAUUGAUAGAGGAAUUCAACGAUUCGUGUAGAAUCAUGGUUUGCAACGUCUACGGCUUCGGAAUCUCCACUUGCUGCAUAGCCUUAUACAUAUUAGUGUUUAAGGUGGAGGAGUUGGUCUUAUUCGCUUUUUUCUUAAUCGCUUUUGUCGUCGCUUUCCUAUUUACGAUAAUUACGGCGUUAAUCGCCGCGGAACUGUGGCUGUCGUCGAGAAGACCCAUGAAAGAACUGCACAAGUAUUUCUCUACAACGUGGGACGCGAUAGACAAUCUGUUGAUGACCAACGUUCAAAAGAGAUACACGGGUCCGGCGAUCGGAGUGGCGCUUUUGGAUUUCGUCGUCAAGAGGAACAUCGCCAUUAAA
Centruroides sculpturatus (bark scorpion) is the source of this 1224-nucleotide messenger RNA. RefSeq lists its product as uncharacterized. NCBI's taxonomy places the organism in Eukaryota, Metazoa, Arthropoda, Arachnida, Scorpiones, Buthidae. The annotation marks the transcript as partial. The transcript is spliced from 3 exons. The record is from RefSeq and is a predicted model, not a curated record.